Messenger RNA from Meloidogyne enterolobii, 1170 nucleotides. Lineage: Eukaryota; Metazoa; Nematoda; Chromadorea; Rhabditida; Meloidogynidae. The record is from the annotation of a GenBank genome assembly.
AUGAAUAUAAUAUUUCAUUUAUUUCAUUGUUUUAUUUUAUUUUAUAUUUUUAAUUCAAUUUUAUCAACGAAUUUAUUAGAAAAUGGAGUACAUAAUAUUGAUAUUGUACAAAAUGGAGAUCCUUUUAAAGAAAUUCUUCUGCAUGGAAGUCGAAAAUUAUUAGACCAAUUGGAUGCCAGAAGUCAACAAAUAAUUGAUGGAAUUCUUUAUAAUGGAAAAAAAUUUAUUCACAAUGUUUACAACUAUAGGGAUAUGAUUUAUGUUUCAAUGAUUACUUUAGAAUAUUGUAAUAAAAAUUGUGAUGUUUAUUGUUGUGGUAAAAAUUCAAACAUUUCUUCUUGUGACGGGAAAAUAAAAUUUGAUUCAAGUAAAUCAACAACAUAUAAAAGUAAUGGCAGUCCUUUUAGUAUAAUUUAUGGACAGGGAUUUGCUGAUGGAUUUUUGGGGAGUGAUAAAUUAAAAUUUGGUUGUAUUGAUAAAAACAAUACAUUAACAAUUCCAAAUAUUGUUUUUGGUCAAGCAACAACAAUAGACAAACAUGCAGGCAAUGAACCAAUUGAUGGAACUUUAGGGUUAGCAUUUCAGUCAAUUGCUAUUAAUGGAGUAGAACCUCCUCUUACUGCUGCUAUUAGAUUGGGUUUAUUAGCUAAUGCAAUAUUUACUGUUUAUUUGGCAACUUUGGGGAGUAAUCAAAAGAAAUUAGUUAAAGGUGGAGGACAAUUUACCUAUGGGGGAUUAGACAACAAAAAUUGCGGCAAAGUAAUUGGAUGGGCGCCACUUAUAAAUCGCUCUUAUUUCAUUUUUGAACUUGAAGGUGUUAGUUAUGGAAAUAGUUAUCAAAGCAAAAUAAGGCAAAAAGAUACAGGUAGUUCACUUAUUUAUGGAAGUAGUUCAAUAAUUCUUUCAAUUGGACAACAAAUUGGGGCAGAAUAUAACAAAACAGCAAAUAUAUUAUUUAUUCCUUGUAACAAAACUUACAAUCCAAUUACUUUUAAAAUAAAUGGAAAUAAAUAUAAUUUAACUAAAGAAGUAUUAACAAUCGAUGUUUAUGAUCCUUUACAUUUAAAAUGCUUAUUUGGAAUGGUUCCACAAAAUUUCCCAAGUGGAUCUCUCGAUUGGAUUCUUGGCGCGCCUUUUAUUCGUCAAUAUUGUAUGUUUAUUUAUACAUAA